GUCUGAGUCUUUUUCAGAGUUUCUGUCUAGAGUCUUUUUUCCCCCAUUUCCUUGCCUUACAUCAGUAAUUUUUCAAAUGGCACUUGACGAGUCAACAAAGAAGAAUUUGAAACAGAUUCCCUUGCUGAAAACAAAUGCGGGUCCAAGAGGAAUACAAUUGUCUUAUUACUUUCAUAAAUAAUAAUAAAGCAAAUGAUUCAGAUUGGUUUAGAUUAGAAUCAAAUUCAGAUGGGACAAGAUGGUUUGGCAAAUGUUGGACAUAUCAUGAUAAAAUUAAAUAUGAAUUCGAUAUUGAAUUUGACCUUCCUGUUACAUACCCUAAAACUGCACCAGAAAUUGCAUUACCUGAAUUGGAUGGAAAAACUGCUAAAAUGUACAGAGGUGGGAAGAUUUGUUUGAGCGAUCAUUUUAAGCCACUCUGGUCUAGAAAUGCUCCAAAAUUUGGAAUAGCACAUGCUCUUUCACUUGGAUUGGGACCUUGGAUGGCUGUUGAAAUUCCGGAAAUGAUUGAGAGAGGGACAAUAACGAAACCUUAG
This is a messenger RNA of Meloidogyne enterolobii, 536 nucleotides long. NCBI's taxonomy places the organism in Eukaryota, Metazoa, Nematoda, Chromadorea, Rhabditida, Meloidogynidae. The record is from the annotation of a GenBank genome assembly.